UGUACGUACUCUUUAUAUUAUUUUGAUGUUAUCGAGAACACUAAUUUAUCAAUAUGAAGCAUCAACAGAUCACGAUCGAUUUUCUAAGCAUGGUAUUCACUGCCUGUUCGUAUUUGGCUCUUGCUGGAGCUGUUUGGAUAUUCUUACGGCUAGUUCAGGCAUGCUUUUGGCUACCACGACAUUUGAAGCGUCAGAAUCAGGUUCAGCAAAUGUUACAAGAUAAGGUUGACAGUUACGAAAAGUACGUAUUGGACUGUGAAAGGAAGGAGAUGAUGGAACUGGAGAUGCAAGGUAAUGAUGCUAAUAAAGAUCUCGCGCAAACAGAGCAAUGGAAGGAACGGAGAGAAUGCCUGGAAAUGUUGAAGAAAGAAUUAAAUAACGUUCGUAACGGUAUCGACGAUCCGCCAGACUGGGACUACUUUCUAGAAGAAGAGGAAACAGAAAAGGAGGAAUCGAGUAUUGCAGAAAAGAAGGAUCCGAAAAUGACAGAAAAGGAGAAUUCAAGUAAUACAGAAAAAGAGGAGCUGAAUAUUACAGAAAAGGAGAAAUCAAGUAUCACAGAAAUUCAUGAAGAUGACAUCUGUCUUAGCAAGCGCGACCAUGAAAUUAACACGAAUCAGAGUGUGACCAACCAAAUAACCGGUUCAGAGAAUAAAAAGGAUAAAUAAUGCUACUCCGUACAAUCGUUAAUAAUAUUCAUACUUAUAUUAAAUUAAAUAUUAAAUUAAAGACGUUUUAGUAAUAAAAAGUAGAGAAAACGUCGUAGUCAAAUAAUUUAAGAAAUGUGAAAUAUGUAUAUCCUAGUUAAAGUUGUUUGUGUACCUUUCAAUGAAAUUAAUAUAUUAAACAAAAAUUGCAGAAACUGCUAGCUGAGAUAUUACUA
Molecule: messenger RNA, 883 nt
Organism: Megachile rotundata (alfalfa leafcutting bee)
Lineage: Eukaryota; Metazoa; Arthropoda; Insecta; Hymenoptera; Megachilidae
Source: RefSeq, a predicted model, not a curated record